This is a messenger RNA of Camelina sativa (false flax), 1919 nucleotides long. Its product is annotated as serine/threonine-protein kinase SRK2C. The record is from RefSeq and is a predicted model, not a curated record. Gene Ontology annotation, biological process: protein phosphorylation. NCBI's taxonomy places the organism in Eukaryota, Viridiplantae, Streptophyta, Magnoliopsida, Brassicales, Brassicaceae. Gene Ontology annotation, molecular function: ATP binding; protein serine/threonine kinase activity.
UUUUUUUUUCCAAUUUCUUCUUUUCUCUUUCCCGACUCUCUCUCUCUCUUUUCUCUCGUGAUACUUCCCUCUCUCUCAAAUCCAUAGAAAUCAUUGAACAAAUCCAUAGAAAUCAUUGGAUUCAAGGCGAUUACGAAGGUCAUGCCUCUUUACGGUCCUAAUUCUCAAGGUGGCCGUCGUGUGGGAGGUUUCUCCUCUGGUCGCGGUGGUGCUCAUCCUGGUGGAGGGCGCGGCGGUGGUGGUAGUCGUGGCGGUCGUGGGAAACAGCGAUGGUGGUAUCAUGAUAUAGUUGUUGGGGAGACUUGCGUUGAGUUCCGGCAUUAGGAUAUACCUUGUGGCUCUAAGACAAUGAUGAUCGGAUCCAUCUAUGCAGUGCAUUAAUCAUCUUAUUAUGAAUCAAAUUUGAUAGAUUCUCAAGCAUUCAUAAGUUUUUUUUUUGCAGCGAUUUUGUAUCUCAAGCGACGUUGUUGAAAGAUUUCGUUUUUUGUCCUUGAGGAGGAUGAAGAAGUAGAUUGAAGAGCAACAUAGGAAAGCAUUAGAGGAGUAUCCUUCUGAUUUUGCAUAAGAUGAGGUUAAUAUAGACUACUGAUUAGUGAUUGCUUUGAAAGAUGUCUUCAACAGAGUAAAGAGGCUGGUAGGUAAACAUGAUGGCAUACGGUCAGAACUUCGAUGAUGGAAGAGACAAUUACAAUUAGGAACAAUAGGCGACUGACAUUGGCUGAUUUCAUUGAUCAUCCAGAUUGUGGAGAAUGUUUUAAAUCCAGAGUUAUGGAGAGGUACGAGAUAGUGAAGGAUAUUGGUUCUGGUAAUUUCGGAGUAGCAAAGCUUGUUCGUGACAAAUUCUCCAAAGAGCUCUUCGCUAUUAAGUUCAUCGAGAGAGGCCAAAAGAUUGAUGAACAUGUACAAAGAGAAAUCAUGAACCAUAGGUCACUCAUCCAUCCCAAUAUAAUAAGAUUCAAGGAGGUUUUGUUGACGGCAACACAUUUGGCGCUAGUAAUGGAAUACGCCGCCGGAGGAGAACUGUUUGGAAGAAUCUGCAGCGCCGGAAGAUUCAGCGAAGACGAGGCAAGGUUCUUCUUUCAGCAGCUCAUAUCAGGAGUUCAUUAUUGUCACAGUCUUGAGAUAUGCCAUAGAGAUCUAAAGCUAGAGAACACAUUACUGGAUGGAAGUGAAGCGCCGCGGGUGAAGAUAUGCGACUUUGGAUAUUCGAAAUCAGGAGUUCUUCAUUCGCAGCCAAAGACAACAGUAGGAACACCUGCUUACAUUGCACCUGAAGUGCUCUCCAAGAAAGAGUAUGACGGCAAAAUCGCUGAUGUUUGGUCUUGUGGAGUCACUUUGUAUGUUAUGCUUGUUGGUGCUUACCCUUUUGAAGAUCCUUCCAAUCCUAAAGACUUUCGUAAAACCAUCGCUCGGAUUCUCAGAGCUCAGUAUUCCAUUCCUAAUUACGUCCGAGUUUCAGAUGAAUCCAGGCAUCUUCUCUCUCGCAUUUUCGUCGCCAACACUGAAAAGAGAAUAACAAUAGAGGAAAUAAAGAAUCAUCCUUGGUUUCUCAAGAAUUUGCCGGUGGAGAUGUCGGAAGAAUCAUUGAGGAUGAAUGGUCCAUCGACUCAAACAGUGGAAGAGAUAGUUUGGAUCAUUGAGGAAGCUCGGAGACCGAUCACUGUAGCUGGUGGACUCACCGGUGGAAGCAGUGGGUGCGCCAUUGGAUGUAGCAGUAUGGAUCUUGAUGACUUGGACACAGAUUUUGAGUACGAUAUCGAUACCGCUGAUCUCCUUUCCCCUUUGUGAACUGUUUUAUCACCCAAACAAAAGCCAAAGAUUUCAUGUUUCUGAAGCUGAUAUACAUUGAUCAUUGAUGAUACACACAGACGUGAAUAUAAUUGUUCUUUAGAGUUUUGCUUAUUGAAAAACUUUAAUCA